This is a messenger RNA of Sphenostylis stenocarpa, 222 nucleotides long. The record is from the annotation of a GenBank genome assembly. Lineage: Eukaryota; Viridiplantae; Streptophyta; Magnoliopsida; Fabales; Fabaceae.
AUGGCCACUGAACCAAAAACAGCCACCGAGGAUGUCAAGAUCGACCUCUUCGAAGACGAUGAUGAGUUUGAAGAGUUUGAGAUCAACGAAGAGUGGGAUGACAAGGAGGAAGGAAAAGAAGUUACUCAACAGUGGGAGGAUGAUUGGGAUGAUGAUGAUGUCAGUGAUGAUUUCUCUCUGCAGUUGAGAAGGGAACUGGAGAGCAACACUGAUAAAAGUUAA